This is a messenger RNA of Colossoma macropomum (tambaqui), 3069 nucleotides long. RefSeq names its product acyl-CoA binding domain containing 4 (gene acbd4). The transcript has 11 exons. NCBI's taxonomy places the organism in Eukaryota, Metazoa, Chordata, Actinopteri, Characiformes, Serrasalmidae. The record is from RefSeq and is a predicted model, not a curated record. Gene Ontology annotation, biological process: fatty acid metabolic process; autophagy of peroxisome. Gene Ontology annotation, molecular function: fatty-acyl-CoA binding. Bases 90 to 1448 code for a protein of 452 amino acids.
CACCACGUGACAGGAGCCGGAACUAAACUCGCAGUAGUUUAUUUCUGAAAGCAGAUGUAAACAGUAGUGCUGGCCGCUCUCGUUCUCUUAUGAGCGGAGCUGGCUUUUCCGUUUCUGUGUCAGUCUGGCUCUUCUGUCACUCGGACAGUCUGCUCAGCUUCUUGUCAUGGGCUCUUUGUAACGCUGAGCGCGUGAAGCGGGCGCUGUGCGGUCAGACAGAAGGACAGCAGGUGAGCCCUCCAGCUAUGGAGACCAUAGAGCCACAGAGAGCCACCACAGCUCAGACUGAAGGAGAAGACUGUCAGAGACGCUUUCAGGCAGCAGUGGAUGUCAUUCACAACCUGCCCAAAAACGGUUCCUACAGGCCUUCCUAUGAAGUGAUGCUGCGCUUCUAUGGUCUGUACAAACAGGCUGUGUGUGGCCCCUGCAGAGUUUCCCGGCCCGGCUUCUGGGACCCCGUUGGCCGCUACAAGUGGGAUGCCUGGAACCGGCUUGGAGACAUGAGUCGUGAGAAUGCCAUGGCUGCUUAUGUUGAUGAGAUGAAGAAAGUCGCACAGGAGGUUAUAGACAGUAUGCCCAUAAAUGAGAAGACAGCCUCCUUUUACCACCAUUUUGAGCCACUCUACCAUGUCAUUCAUGACAUGCCCAGACCACCUGAGGCACUACUGAGUCUGAGACCAGCGAUAAAUGCUAAUGAAUUGGCCGCUAGUUCAGCUGCGGAGGGGGACAAUGGUGCGCUGCAAGAGGAAACAGCCCGAGAGCAAGUACAAGAGCUAGAACUGGAUCUUGAGCCUGUCUCUAACAGUGACCCUCAGAUUGAGAGUGCAGACUUGGCUCCGUCAGAGGUUGUGGUGCUAACUAGUGACUCAGAAAGUGAAAUCUUCUGCGACUCAGUGGAGCAGCUGGACAACAUUAAGGGACAAGACUACAGACCCAUCUCCCAGGUGACCCAAAUGGGCGCCGGGCAGGGUGGAGAGGGGACUGGGGAUGGGCGUGGCCUCCCAAUGAGAAGGAGGGACCCAGGAAGAGAGGGAAUGAGGCAUGGAUGGAGAGAACCUCCUGGGGGUAUUCCAUACAGCAGUGGCAGACGAGUGGGGCGGCCAGCAUCAGGCGCAGGAGGAGGAGAUGAUAGAAACACUGAAAGACUUCAGGAUUGCACUCAGGUGCAGCAGCAGAUCGUGCUGGCGCUGCGCAGGCUCCGAGAAGACAUGCAGAGUGUGAUGGAGCGGCUGGAGGUGGUUGAGGGUCUGGCUGCAGCUAAUGCUCAAAAUUCGCAGUGGAGAUCUCAUAUGCAAUUCACAGCUCAACAGACUGAGGCGGAAAAAUGGUGGCCAUUUGAUGUCUCUGGCCGAACGUUGCUUCUCCUUUUGGUCUGGCCUUUCGUCGCUCAGGGAAUGGUGUUCUUGCUCAGGCGGAAGAAGAAAAAACCUCAUAUAUCUGUCAUAUAACUCUAUCUUAAGCAAGGAACGCUUCAUCCUUGUUACAGAAUCAUCAAUAUAGUGUUUUUUAAAUGUGAACCUAAGGUUAAAGAUAAAGGGGUAAGUGCUGCAGUGGGGUUGUCUAUUCUCAUCUAUAAUGAAGAAAGGCUAAUAUCAAUCUUCAUAGCUACUCUCAGAAGAAAAAGAAUGGCCGUUGAUUGUUGAAACUAAUCUAUUUCGGAUUUUUAUGUGUCUUUUUUUUUGUUGAACAAAGAUGGGAUGUAUAAGUCUGUGUCACUCAUUCAAUAACAGAUGAUAUUUGUAACUAUGUUCCUUUAAAAGUAUUAGCACUAGACUGUAGCCUUUCUAGUACCAGAUUUUAUGUUGUAUGGCACAAAUUUCUGUUCAAAUUGGGCAAUAUGAAUGUAAUCUGUAUGUGUAAGAGUUCUUAAUCAAGAAAGCCUUAAAUGACUUGUAUGGCCUCCACAGUAGGCUUUACUGCAGGCCUACAGAGAUAAACACUAAUGAGAAAAGGUAUUCAAGAGAAUUUAUAAUACCGCCUUGCACAAUUUGUUGAACUAAUUCAGAGGAAUUUACUUACAUUCAACAAAUAUAAUGUCACGUAAAAUAGAGCCUGUCGGUGCACCAAUACUUAGAGUAAACAUGAAAAAGGAGUAAGCAAAAGGAACCGACGCACUCGGCUGCAUGACUUUGAUGAGUGAGCAAGUCCUGGAGUUUUGCUCCUUGUUACCUUUCUUUUUGCGUUAAGUUUCGACGUGUGUGGGAUAAAGCGGUGUUUUGCAUUUCAACAUCUCUUCAAACCCAAGCAAACAUGCCUCUUUAGGCUGCUAUGAACUCUUGAGUAUUUUAUUCAGAAGAUAUCAAUGGAUCAUUUCAGUGUAUUGUCUGCUAUCAUCUGGGUCAGACUCACAUUAUCAUACUGUAUCAUCUGAGGGGAGUGUUGAGCUAGAUUAUUCACCUUAUUCGCUGGCUAAGGCCGCGUUUAUAAAUCAGAAAUACCCGUGUUAUUAAGCUCUCCUUUUUUGGUCGAACGACAUUUCUAUGGCGUGCAGUUCAACUUGUAAAUACCCUCACAGCUAACACAGCCAUGUAGCUUAGCUAAAGAUUGGAAGUUGUUUUGAUACAUUUCAUGUGAAAAUGCGCCCUCAGCGACCUAUUUCAGCCUAUUUUUGGCUCCGUGCCCAUGAAACGACCACAAAAUGAUCAACAGAACAGUUUUCUUGGACGCCAGAUCCCACCGAAAAAGGCCUUCGCGUUUUUGUUAUGAAUGUGCAGAUGUUAUGCAGCUAGCUAGCAAACGUUAGCUUAACUUCCCUAGCAAGGAAUGGACGACUCGGUUUAGUGAACAAGAUGGCUAGGUUAAAUAUGUCCUAUUUUAAACCUGUUUGGUGUAUCAUGCCGUGUAGAUGGAUUCAAAAAUGAUUUGAAACAAACAGAUGUAGACAAAAUGAGUUAUAGGCACCGAGCUAGCUACAAGAAGCCCGCUUAGCUCGUUAACCUAACGUUAGCUGAACCAGCUGGCUGGAGAGAUCCUCCUGAAAAAGGAUUGUUUGAGGUCGGAUACUGUUUGAAUAUCCGUUCAUAUGUGAAACGCAGCAAAAUGUUUUUAUUAAAGUUGUCCUGAAACAAA